This is a messenger RNA of Schistosoma turkestanicum, 2327 nucleotides long. Lineage: Eukaryota; Metazoa; Platyhelminthes; Trematoda; Strigeidida; Schistosomatidae. The record is from the annotation of a GenBank genome assembly.
GCCGAGCCGCGCUUAUCAAACCUGGCGUUAUGUCGUCCGGUCAGUCGGGGGCGGAGUUGUCUUUUGGUGUGAUUAAAGUUGGCUUACGGUUUAAUUGCUCUAAUUGAUGCUAGGAUAUUCUAGAAGAUCCAUCAGGAUUUUCUCUGGCUAAACUAAAGGCAACAGCGGAGGCUAUAGACUUAAAGUGAAAGUCUCAAUUUGACUAACAAAAAUUCAGGGAUAAAAAAAGCUUGAUAGAUGUUGCUUUACGAGGACGUAUGCUGCGCCUACUUGCCUCAGACUCUAUGGAUGAUGUAAAAACUCUCCUUAAAAUGGGUGUUGCAGCGGCCUUGGCGAAUUUGUGCUCUGCACCAACUCCGUUUUUGUUAUUUUCGGAUGUUUUCAACACCAAGCCGAUAUCACUUUGUGAAGAGAUGUUCGGAUUCAUGGAGGAAACAAUCAUUACUUUGAAGGAUGUACCCUUAUUUGGUUCAGGAAGAAAUACAUUACUACGAAUGUGCAAUGGUUCGUUUGAUCACUUUUCCUCGAAAUAUAUCUGUUCAAUGUAGACCUCCUUAGACGCCUGUCGAAGUCACAGAAUACCGUCUUUUGCGGCCGAAUUCAACUCUUCCUGACGCGUUUAUUUCCACUAGAUGAGAAAUCUGGACUGAAUUUUAUGAGCAACUUUAAUUCUGAAAAGGACAUACUGUACAAUAAAAACCCAGAUCCAAGUGUUUUCAAGCAUCAGGUGUCUCACGAUCAUACAUCUGAUGAUUUGGAAGAGGGGGAAAUGACUGACUCAUCCACUCCCUUAGAAGUGGAUGCUGGACUAUAUGUCAAAUUCUGGUCUCUUCAGGAGUUCUUUAAGUCUCCGAUUCUGUGUUACGAAAAAGCUAAGUGGCUACGUUUUACAAGCAGCACAGACACAGUGUUAGAUGUGUUUUCCAGUAUUAAACUGAUGGCAGUAGAAGAAGGAGACAUUCGAUCUCAGAGUAGCAGCAGGACAUUUUCUAAGUACCUUACAAGCGAAAAGUUACUGGAUUUGCAACUAAUGGAUCCUAGUUUCCGGCGGUAUAUACUUGUUCAGCUACUAAUUUUGUUUCAGUAUUUAACAACAGCAGUUAAGUUUAAAACAAUUGAUCAAGUACUUAGUGAGGAUCAACACGCUUGGGUUAAUCAAAGACACGAAGUAGUGUUACGACUCUUAUCCUCUAAUGGUCCAAACAAUCCUUCGGGCGGUACAUUUGUUUCUACAGUCGAACACAUACUGGAACGUGAAAGUUAUUGGAAUAGAUGGAAGAACGAUGGAUGUCCUUCCUUCAUACGGAAUCCUGAAAAAUCUAGGUUAUCUGUCAGAAAAAGGCAUAUAAAUCCUUUGGUUACUCGUACCGGUCAGAAAGUGUAUCGUUUUGGUAAUCGAGAGCUGGAUAAACUGUGGAAUGUUUGUCCGGAUAAUUUAGCUGCUUGUCGGGACAAACGGAGAGUUUUCAACACAGAUCUUCAUUCCUAUUUUCAAGAUGCUAUCAUGGAAAUGGACCCAGCGGAAAAAGUUGAAGAGGAAUAUAAAUCGAUUAAUAAAGAUGAAUGGAGCUGGCGAGCUCUUCGUUUUCUUUCCAGAAAAUGUCCGCAUUUUUACAUCAACUGGAAUCCACCUGGACGACCUGUAAAAGAUUAUUUAUCAGUUAUUCUUACUGAGAAAAUUCAUUCUGAGGAGGAUAAAAAGAGUUCCACUACCAAUGUAAAUGAUUGUGACGAUCGUCGGGGCUCUGAUGGUGGUACUAUGGACUCUGUACCUAGCAAACAACCCAGACUAGAAGAUGUAGUCGAUUCAACAACACUAGACUCCCCUGUAAAGUCUUCCAGCUUAUCACGUUCCCGAUCAAUUUCAAAUGUCAGGCAGUCACAGGAACAUACUUUGACUAAAGGUCAAAUAAAUGCCAAGUCAUAUGGUAGCCCGAUGAAAACUCGGUACCGUGACACAUUGACAACAGAUAAUGAAAUUGAAUCAGCCUCAGGGAGUGAUAAUGAUGCCAACGGUGAUAAUGAUGGUGAAUCUGAUUCUGUGACUGAAUAAUUUGUGUGUGUGUGUGUAUCAAAAAUUUGUACUUGUAACUAAAAAUAAAAAAUUAAAAUUUAGUUUUAUCACCACUUACAAGUAAUAUGUGUAGUUAUUCAAAGAUAAAUUUUUUCAUUCAACUUAUUUGUGUAGUGUAAUUUCUUCACGUUCUUUUUUUGUAAUCUUGCGAUUUUUUUUUUCGCAUAUAUAUUGCAUUCACGCUUAAUAAAGAAGAAGAAAAAAUCAUUGUGAAUAUUAUUCAUGAUUGUGAAUAAAUACGUAUAUUUAUCAA